Haemorhous mexicanus (house finch) is the source of this 2337-nucleotide messenger RNA. Its product is annotated as leucine-rich repeat and fibronectin type III domain-containing protein 1-like protein. The transcript has 3 exons. Bases 227 to 1813 code for a protein of 528 amino acids. Gene Ontology annotation, molecular function: protein binding. The record is from RefSeq and is a predicted model, not a curated record. NCBI's taxonomy places the organism in Eukaryota, Metazoa, Chordata, Aves, Passeriformes, Fringillidae.
CUCCUCCUCCUCCUCCUCCUCUUCCUCCUCUUCCUCCUCCUCCUCUUUUUUUUUUUCCUCCUUUUUUUCCCCCCUUUUCCUGCUUUUUUCCUGCUUUUUUUUCCUCCCUCCCGCUCCUCCUCCCGGGAUCGCUCCCGGCCAUGGAAGGCUCGGGACCCCCGGGGGGGGCGCGGGGGUCGCCGCCCCCCUGAAGGCACGGCGGGAAAGAUUCCCGUUUUCCCCGACGAUGGAAAAGCUCCUGCUCCCUCUCCUCCUCCUCCUCCUCCUCUUCUUCUUCUUCUUCUUCUCCGCCGCCGCGGCCGCCUCGGGCUCUCCGCCCUGCCCCAAGCGCUGCUCGUGCCAGAACCUGUCGCCCUCCUUCACCAUCCUGUGCACCAAGACCGGGCUGCUCUUCGUGCCGCCCGGCAUCGACCGGCGCACGGCCGAGCUGCGCCUGAUGGACAACUUCAUCACCGUGCUGCGCCGGCGCGACUUCGCCAACAUGACGCAGCUGAUCCACCUGACGCUGUCGCGCAACACCAUCAGCCAGAUCAUGCCUUACGCCUUCUCCGACCUCAGGGGGCUGCACGCCCUCCACCUGGACAGCAACCGCCUGACGGCCAUCCACGAGGAUCACUUCAAGGGUUUGGUCAACCUGAGGCACCUGAUUCUGAGCAACAACCAGCUGAGCUUCAUCUCGCCCAAGUCUUUGGAUGAUUUCUUGGAGACCAUCGAGGAUUUGGAUUUGUCCUACAAUAAUUUGGUGGAUGUUCCGUGGGGCACCGUGGCCAAGCUGUCCAACGUCAACACGGUGAGUUUGGAUCACAACCUCAUCGAGUUCGUGCCCGAGGGGAUUUUUUCCAACCUCCACAAGCUGGCCAGGUUGGACAUGACCUCCAACAAGCUCAAGAAGAUCCCUCCGGACCCGCUGUUCUCGCGCAUCCCCGUCUACGCCAAGUCCAAAGGUUCUCCCCUGACCUCGCUGGUGCUGAGUUUCGGCGGGAACCCCCUCCACUGCAACUGCGAGCUGGUGUGGCUGCGGCGGCUGACGCGCGAGGACGACCUGGAGACGUGCGCCUCGCCGCCCGAGCUGAUGGGCAAAUACUUCUGGAGCAUCCGCGAGGAGGAGUUCGUCUGCGAGCCGCCCAUGAUCACCCACCGCACGCCCAAGCUGGUGACGGCCGCCGGCCGCGGCGCCUCGCUCAAGUGCAAAGCCGUGGGCGACCCCGAGCCCUACGUGCGCUGGAUCGCGCCCGACGGCAAGCUGGUGGCCAACACCAGCAGGACGGUUUCCUACCGCAACGGCACCUUGGAUAUUUUGGAGGCGUCCUCGGGCGACCAAGGGACCUUCACCUGCAUCGCCUCCAACGCCGCCGGCGAGUCGACGGCGCCCGUGGAGUUCCGCGUGGUGCCCGAGGGCAACGGCAGCGAGUGCGAGGAUGAGGAGGGGAGGAAGGCGGCCACGGCGAGGCCGGAGCCCUCGGAUAUCCUGAUCUCGGCCAAGUCCAGCUCGGCCAACGAGUCGCGGGGGGACGGGGGCGGGGUGGUGGUGGCCGAGGUGACGGCGACGUCGGCGCUGGUGCGGUGGCCGCCGCAGGAGGGGCUGGAGGGGCUGCGGAUGUACCAGCUGCAGUACAACAGCUCGGGCGACGAGAUCCUGGUCUAUCGGAUGAUCCCGGCGCCCAGCGCGUCGUUCUCGCUGUCGGACCUGGCGCCGGGCCGGCACUACGAGCUGUGCGUGCUGGCCGUGUUCUCGGACGCGCGGAGCUCGCUGCCGGCCACGCGGCCGCUGGGCUGGGAACGGGAAACAUGGGGAAAAGUGGAGGGAAAGUAGGGGAAUUGGCGGGAAAGUAGGGGAAAUUGGCGGGAAAGUAGGGGAAUUGGCGGGAAAGUAGGGGAAUUGGCGGGAAAGUAGGGGAAUUGGCGGGAAAGUAGGGGAAAUUGGCGGGAAAGUAGGGGAAUUGGCGGGAAAAUAGGGGAAUUGGCGGGAAAAUAGGGGAAAUUGGCGGGAAAAUAGGGGAAUUGGCGGGAAAGUAGGGGAAAUUGGCGGGAAAAUAGGGAAAUUGGUGGGAAAAUAGGGAAAAAGGGGUCAAAAUUGGGGGAAAAAGGGAUGGAAGAGGUGAUGGAGAACUGGGAGAUGGGGAUGAGGAAGGGGAUGGAAAUAGGGAGAGAAGGGUCAAAAAAAUAGGAAAAAUGGCUGGAAAAUGAGGAAAAAAUAGGAUGGAAAAGGAUCUAAAAACCUGGGAGAUAGGGAUGAGGAAGGGGAUGGAAAAUAGAGAGAGAAGGGUCAAAAAGCAUGGAAAAAAGGGUGAAAAACAUGGGAAAAAUGGGAAAAAUAGGGUGAAAAACAUGGGAAAA